This is a messenger RNA of Nematolebias whitei (Rio pearlfish), 1319 nucleotides long. Its product is annotated as retinal homeobox protein Rx2. Gene Ontology annotation, biological process: positive regulation of transcription by RNA polymerase II. The coding region runs from base 13 to 999 and encodes 328 amino acids. Gene Ontology annotation, molecular function: DNA-binding transcription factor activity, RNA polymerase II-specific; RNA polymerase II cis-regulatory region sequence-specific DNA binding. NCBI's taxonomy places the organism in Eukaryota, Metazoa, Chordata, Actinopteri, Cyprinodontiformes, Rivulidae. The record is from RefSeq and is a predicted model, not a curated record. The transcript is spliced from 3 exons.
CCAAAGGCUCGGAUGCAUUUGUCAAUGGAUACCCUUGGAAUAGUGGACGAUACUGGUCAUGGGAUAGUAGACAACUAUGACAUGGCGAAAGGUCCGGGGUCGAGCAGCGGAGGCAGGGUCCACAGCAUUGAUGUCAUACUGGGAUUCACUAAAGACCAGGAACCUUUACUCCAUUCAUUAGAACGAGGCGACAGCCCAAAAGGCAACGGAGUGAAUCCACAGGAUCCUGAAAAGCAGGUCCACUCAGACCCCUAUGGGCACCUUUCAGAACUUGGCGACAGCAUCCAGCAUCCUUCCUACCAUGAAGCUGAUCUUUUCUCCAGUGACAAGUGUGAUGGUGACAUGGACAACCUGCACAAGGAGGUGGACGCUGCCGAGGGGUCCCCUGAGACAACGAAAGAGGAAGAGCACGCUAAAAAGAAACACCGAAGAAAUCGGACCACCUUCACCACCUAUCAGCUGCACGAGCUGGAGCGAGCCUUCGAGAAGUCCCACUACCCGGACGUCUACAGUCGUGAGGAACUGGCCAUGAAGGUCAACCUGCCUGAGGUUCGAGUUCAGGUGUGGUUCCAGAAUCGGAGAGCCAAGUGGAGACGUCAAGAAAAGAUGGACACCAACACCAUGAAGCUCCAUGACUCCCCCAUGCUGUCAUUCAAUCGCCCCCCAAUGCCUCCUAAAGUUGGGCCGAUGGCCAACCCGAUGCCACUAGAUCCUUGGCUGAGCUCGCCCAUUUCAAGUGCCACUCCCAUGCACAGCAUCCCAGGCUUCAUGGGCUCACCACAGGCCCUGCAGCCUACCUAUUCAAGCCAUAGCUUCCUUAACAGCGCACCUGGAAUGGUCCAAAGUAUGCAGCCCAUGGGUCCACCACCCUAUCAGUGUCCUCCCAGUUUCAGUGAUAAAUAUCCCAUGGAGGAUGACAGGAGUUCCAGCAUUGCAGCACUCAGGAUGAAGGCUAAAGAGCACAUUCAGUCGAUGGAUAAAACCUGGCAGCACAUGUAAAAUCAUAGAUGAAUAAGAACAAAUUAACUAACGUGAAUGUUUACAACCUGUUUUUGGUUUCAUGCAAGACUUAAAGGGACACGAAAUACCAAAGAUGUAAGAACUGUCACUAAUGUGCAACGCUCAGACGUGUUCAUUUUUGAUAAAACUAUUUUUAGCCUCAAGAAACUUGAAACAAUGCAUGCAAUGUUUUAUUAUUUUUUUCUUUUGCUUGAUUGUUUUAGCUCCAGAUGUUUAGAGACACUCAUAAAUGUUUAGGUGUAAAUAAACAAAUUUGUAUAUGAAUUUAGAUUUUAUCGUAACUUGAUAAUAGAAAGAUG